Messenger RNA from Drosophila mojavensis, 5797 nucleotides. It is a transcript of the gene lilli, whose product is annotated as AF4/FMR2 family member lilli. Bases 49 to 5361 code for a protein of 1770 amino acids. Gene Ontology annotation, cellular component: super elongation complex; nucleus. Lineage: Eukaryota; Metazoa; Arthropoda; Insecta; Diptera; Drosophilidae. The transcript is spliced from 10 exons. The record is from RefSeq and is a predicted model, not a curated record. Gene Ontology annotation, biological process: regulation of DNA-templated transcription.
CAACAACUACUGCAGUACAAUAACAAUUUGUACAACCUGAAUUAUAACAUGGAGGAUAACGAGCGGCGCAAAAGACGCGAACGCGAGAAAUAUGAACGCCAACAGGGCAUACAGAGCGAUGAUCGUGAGACUAGUCUAUUUGGCGAGCCGCGCCGCCUCAAUCCCAGCGAGGGCGAUGCGGAAAUAACGGCCGCCCUUGGCGAAUUCAUCGAUGCCCGGGACCAUAUGAACUCUUCCACGGUGGGAAUCUACAGGCAUGCCAGCACGAAUGCCUCCAGUUCGCGUCUGCCGGCGCUCUCGUUCGGUGGCAGCUCGUUGGCCAACUCCUACUCCACGUCAUCCGCCUCCGUGAACCCAGCUGCGUCAUUAGCUUCCUCAUCCGCCUCGGUGCCUGGCCAGCUGCCCACAUCACAGCAGCAGCAGCAGCAACAGCAGCAGCAGCAACACUAUCAACAGCAGCAGCGGGCGCCCACCUAUCUGAAGCAGGCGGAUAAUAAGCCGCCCUACAAUGGGCGUGGCGGCUAUCCCGGGCAGCCCAUGAAGAAUGACAUACCCUCGAGUAGCGGCAUGGCGCCGCCACGUGGACCGCCCAGAUCGUCAUCGUCCGCCAGCCAGAGCAACAGCAACAGCAACAGCAUCAACUCGUCCAGCGCCACAAACAAUGCCACAUCGGGGGCGACGUCAGCGUCCAUGUCCUCGCCCCUCGGCCCGCCCCUGUCCACGCAAAUGCCGAAUGGCCGCGAGAAAUCGUUUCUGGGGCCGCCGGCGCCGGCGCUGCCCAACGGCGGACGAUUUGUGCCGCCAGCGGCCAGCAGUAAGCGGCCAAGCAAUAGCGUUGGACUGCAGCCACCGCCACCAGAGAAGGAUAUUAGCAAAAUAAUCACCGAGAUGACCAACAAUUAUCGCGUGACCCCGCUAACCUCAAUUGCGGCCACGCCGCACGCUCCCAUGUCCGAGAACUACAAUCUGAAUGGGCCCAAUAAGUUUAAGUAUGCAUUUGAUUCCAUCGGCCCCCUCAACUCACCGCCGGCGGCGGGCGCCUCCUCGCUGAUGACGCCGCUGCUGGCGCCCAUUGCGCCGAUCACCUCGCCCAUAGCGCCGCUACUGACGACGCCGCCGCAGGCCAGCCAACUGCCUCUGCCGCUGGCACCGCUGGCGGGCGCCACAACGGUGCCGCCUGCCCUGGGGGGCAUGGCUGCUGUGGCGCCCAUCCAGCAGCUGAUGCCCACGCCUCCAAAGGCGUCGCCGACGCCGCCAGCGAUAAAGCCGAUGAAAACGGAAAAGAAUCAUUCGCUGGAGAAGCAGGACUCGUGCCUUGAGAACGAUCUGGAACUAUCCGAAUCAGAUGAUGAGCGCAAAAAGGAAGGUCGAUCGGCUGGCAACAGCAGCAACAGCUCCGAGUCCGACUCCAGCGAAUCGGGCAGCGAGGCAAGCAGCAAAGGUGAUACGCAGCAGCAGCAGCAGCAACAGCAACAGCAACAGCAACAGCAGCUGUUGCUCCAACAACAACAGCAGCAACAGUUGCUGCUGCAACAGCAACAACAACGGCUCGCUGCCAGCGCCAAUGGCAGCAAAAAGAAAUACAGCCAAACGAUAAUUGCGAGUGGAGCAAAUACAAUCAGUGGGUUGCUCACGUCCAGUGGCUUGGGUGGUGCUGGUGCUGGCAGUGUUGCAGGUGGCGCUGGUGGUGCUGGUGGUGCCAUCAAUGCCACCAACAACACAUGCGGCGGCGGCGGUGGCUCGAGCGGCUCCUGCAUGGGCACCAUGAGUAGCUCCAGCUCAUCGAACAAGACGCCUUCGCCCACGGACAGCAAUCGCUGGAAUCUAAGUCGUUUCUUUCCCAAGCCAGCGAAUCAGACGGCCGCCGAGAGUGUGUCGCCGGGCGUGGCCAAUGCCAUAGGCAAUGUGAGCAUGAAGGUGCCGGGCAUCCUGCCAGGCGGUGCACAGAUCAUACCCGAGUCUAUCGACGUGACCACGGCGAUUGUGAAGAACGAGAAGCUGCACGACGAGCCGCGGCACGUGGGCGAUGACGAGGACGACGAGGCGGAUGAGCAGCAUCGCCAACAACAACAGCAGCAGCAGCAGCAGCAGCAGCAGCAACAGCAACAGCAGAGAUAUGGCCUGAGUGUGACUGUAAAGAAGGAGCAACUGGAGCAGCAGCAACAGCAACAGUUGCUGCUGCAACAGCAACAGCAGCUGACCACGGAGCAGCUGGCGCUGGCGGGUGCCUUGCCAAAGAACCAAAUCAAACGCGAGUCCCGAUUGUCCGACUCCGGCAGCGCCAGCAGCGGCAGCGGCAGCGGCAGCAGCAGCUCCGACAGCGCCGGCGGCAGCAGCGAAGUGUUGCAGAUGCCCGGCCCGGGCGAAACACUGCAAAUACCUGGCGUACCUGCGGCGAUAACAACGGUGCUGCGCGUGCCGCAAGCAAUGCAGCACAAGGUGCAGCCCAAUAGCGUCACAUUGACGCCCAUUGGGCCGCUGCCGGCGUCGCCGAAGCCGCGGCAAAAGAAGCCGCGCAAAAAGAAAAUGUCGGCGGCAACAGCGCCGCUGGACUCCAGCGACGAGGACGAGCCCACGGCCAGCAGCAACAAGAAGCAUGCGCUGGAGCUGGCAGCAACAGCCGCAGCAGCUGCUGCCGCGGUGGCGGUGCCGGUGGCUGCGGCGGCGGCGCCAGCAAUUAAAAAGGGACGCGGCAGGCCACGCAAGCAGGCGCAGCAACAGCAACAGCAGCAGCAGCAGCAACUGCAGCAGAGCGGAAAUCUGAGCAGCGCCUCGGCGAGCAGUUCGCAAGCCAAGGGACCAACGUUGACAGCAGCCAAGAAGCCGCUGGCCAAAGCCAGUGUCAGCAACAGCAACAGCACGGCGCCGGCAACUGUUGCUGCGGGCACGCGGAAGCGUGAGCAUAGCAGCAACAGCAGUUCCAAUAGCAAUACGCCCACCAAGAAGCCAACAGCAACAUUUGCCACGAUGGCGGCGAAGCUCGAUCGUGCCGAUGCGCUGAGCAGCGACGACGAUAGCAGCAGCAGCAGCAGUUGCAGCAGCACCAAGUCGAGCAGCAGCAGCGGCAGCGACAGUGAGACGCCAGCAGCGGCCGCGGCAGGAGCAGCAGCAUCGACAGCAACAACUGUUGUGACAACGUCUGCACAGAAUCCCGCCAAGAAGCGCAUUGUGAAAAUCAAUAAAGUGGGCGUGGCCGGCAACAGCAGCAGCAGCAGCAAGGCGAAGCGUCGCUACAGCGUUGGCAGCAGCAGCAACAGCAGCAGCAGCAGCGAAACGGAAGAGCAGCAACAGCACAAGCAACAGCAAUUGUUGCUGCUGCAGCAGCAGCAACAAAAGCAGCAAUUGCAGCACCAGCAACAAUUGCAGCAACAGCAGCAACAGCAACAAUCGCUGCUGGGGCAGUUUGCGGCCGAAUCGCUGCCGCAGUCGGCGCAGCGUUUGAGCAGCAGCGACUGCAGCAGCAGCAGCAACAGCGACAGCAGCAGCAACAGCAGCGGCAGCAGCAGCAGCAGCGACGAGGACGGCGAGCAUCGCAGCGGCAAGCGCAAGAGUGAUAAGAAGAAGAUAUGCACACUGACGCGCAUCUUCAACCCCAAAGAGGGCGGGGCCAAGAAACAGGGUCAGGUUGUCAUCAUCGAUCAAUCUGAGGAACAACAGCAGCAGCAGCAGCAGCAGCAACAGCAGGCCAAAGAGCUUAAGCCGCGUGCCACGCCCACACAGCUGCUGGGCGCCACACUGGCAUCGCCGGCAAGAACCACCACGCCCCACUUGACAUCGCUGAUGUGCAAAAUCGAUCUGAGCAAGCUGGCGCGAGUGCCGCCCGAGUGGUAUCAGAAUAGCUACAGACUGUACGCAGCUGAUGGACAGCAUCAGCCGCAGCACCACCACCAGCACCACUCGCAGCAGCACCACCACCAGCCAGAGAGACUGAAGGCGCAGCAGAACGGCCAUCUCAGCAGUCGGUCCGCCGAAGGCGCACGCACGCCCAAGGAUCUGCAGCAGAUCUGCACGCCCAACGGGUAUGUGGGUGGUGCAGCCGGGGGUGGUGCAGCGGCUAGCAAGCUGCUGGGCGGCGUCAAGCACGAGCAUGGCGUUAAGCCCGAGCCGGAGCUGGAACCCGGCUACGAGGGCAAGUACAAACUGAACAGCGUUAAGCAGGAGUUCAUGCUCAAGCAGGAGCUGCCCGCGCGUCGACGCAAACGCAGCUCCAGCUCCAGUUCGAGCCCCUACAAGGAGAAGAAGCGAAAAAAGGAGAAGGCCGAACAGCUGAGCAAGGAGCUGCUGCCCGUGCCGGUGCUGCUGCCUGCCAACAAUCACGAGCGGUUAUCGCGCGACAAGCUCGAGUUGCUCAUGCAGCAGCAGGAGAGCGCCGCCAAUGGCAGUCCCAACAAGUUGCAGCAGCAGCAGCAGCAAUCACGACUGUCACAAUCACAGCAGCAACAGCAACAACAGCAGCAGCAACAGUCGCUGUCACAGUCCACAACUGCGGCAGCAACAGUUGCCGCUGCGCCCAUCCAACUGCCAACCACCUGCAGCGAAGCGGUGCAAACGACGCCGCCACCAGCAGCGCCACAGCCAGAGCCGCGUCUCAUCUAUCGAUCCCACUUUGACAAGGAGGAGGAGAACGAAAACGACGAUCUCAGAAAAAACGACUUUCUGCUGCAGGAGGCGAUCAGGCGUAAACGUGCCGCCGAUUCGGAACGUGAUUCAUUCAGUCAGAUGACGCUUUACCUCGAGGCGAUUGUCUACUUCCUGCUGACCGCCGAUGCCAUGGAGCGCUGCAACAUGGAGGCCACCUGGACCAUGUACAAGGACACCCUGUCGCUAAUUAAAUACAUUUCCUCGAAGAAUCGACCGUAUCAGCUGUCAACGAACGGAAAUCACGAAUCGCACAACAUUGUGGCCAUACUCAGUUUGCGCUGCCAAUCAUUGAUAUCCUUAAAGCUUUACAAAUUGCGACGCGUCAAUUGUCGUGCAAUUAUCGCCAGCUGUACCGAAUUUUUUCGCUCUGGCAGGGGGGAUAUACUGAAUGGCAAUACGCCGUCCUCCAUAUCACCAUCGAACUCAGUGGGCUCUCAGGGCUCCGGUUCGAAUACGCCGCCUGGCAAAAUAGUGCCUCAAGACAUACACAAUAUGCUUUGCAAGCAGAAUGAGUAUCUCACCUAUGUAAACAGCGCUCACGAGCUGUGGGAUCAAGCCGAUCGUUUGGUGCGCAACGGCAAUCAUAUAGACUUCAUACGCAAGCUGGAUCACGAGAAUGGCCCUCUGACGCUGCACAGCACGAUGCAUGAGGUGUUUCGGUAUGUGCAGGCGGGGCUUAAGACUCUACGCGAUGCUGUCUCGUAUCCCCAGUCGCAGUAGCGAUAACAGCAACGCCAAUAUCAACAACAACAACAACAACAACACCAACAGAAACAACAACAACAGCAACAACCGCAACAUCAUCAUCACCACCAAACGUGUCUAAAUGAAAGUCAGGCCAAAUUAGCAACUAUUAUUAUUACUAUUAUUAUUAUUAUAAAUUAUAAUUAUUAUUAAAUUGUAUACUAAAUAUAAAGCGAACGGAAAGCGUCAGCAAACCAGCUAUUAAAAUUAAGUUUAAAAAAAAAAAAAAAAAGAAAACUUCCAACAACAUCAUAUACAGUUACUCUUUUUUAUGCACAUCAUUUACUUAUUUCCUUAUGCUCAAUUAUUUACGUUUGGUUUCUUUAUAAAUGCUUUUCGUUAGGCAAUUUAAGCAUUGUAUUUAUGCCUAGUUUUAAUUGAUAUUACAAAAAUGAAAAAAUAUUAAACUAAA